This is a messenger RNA of Hibiscus syriacus, 897 nucleotides long. RefSeq lists its product as uncharacterized. The coding region runs from base 1 to 897 and encodes 298 amino acids. The transcript is spliced from 2 exons. The record is from RefSeq and is a predicted model, not a curated record. Lineage: Eukaryota; Viridiplantae; Streptophyta; Magnoliopsida; Malvales; Malvaceae.
AUGGCUAACUUUUGGUGCAGGAAAUUAAUCCUCCCCAAAGAGAUCAUUAGGACCAUUGAGCAACUCUGCUCCAGGUUCUUUUGGAAGGGAUCUAAUCUGCCUGCGAAAGGCGCUCGUGUUAGCUGGUGGAAAAUUUGUUUAUUAAGGUCUGAAGGGGGUUUAGGUGUACAGGAUAUUGGCGGUUGGAAUAAGGCCUACAUCGUGCAGCUGAUCAGGAAGUUGUUAGCCAAUGAGGGCUCUCUUUGGGUGGCUUGGUUACGAGCCUAUGUGAUUAGGAAUGGUAAUUUUUGGCAAAUGAACAUUCCUAAAAACGUUAGCUGGAACUUCGAAUGUCUCUUGAAGGCUAAACCUUCCGCUUUUCACCUCCUUGUUGAUCCGGCUAACCUAAACGCGAGGAGAAUCUGGGAAAAUAUGUGCGUUAAAGAACCCAAGGUCCCUUGGCAGCGUCUAGUUUGGUUUCCGGGGCGUAUUCCUAAGCAUAGUAUUAUCGUAUGGAUGGCUAUUCUAAAUAGACUUCCUACGCGGGUUAGACUCCAAAAAAUGGGUCUAAACAUUGAUGAUGUCAAUUGUUUGUUAUGUGGUCUUGAGGCAGAAACCAGGGACCAUUUGUUUUUCAACUGCAGCUUUGCUAAGAACCUCUGGGGAUCUAUCCUUGCUUUAUGUGGGAUAUCUCAUGCCGUUAGUAGUUGGGACGAUGUGCUUGCUUGGGCGAUCCAUUGUCUCAAAGGAAAUUCCUUCAUUGUGAAAAUAUUUAAGCUUGCUUGGGCUGGCCACGUUUACUGUAUUUGGAGGGAGAGGAAUGGCAGAUUAUUUGGUAACACUGCUAGAUCGAUGGAUGUAGUUUUGAAGGAUAUUAAGGAAGUAAUCCGGAUUCGAUUGGCUGUAUUUGUGCCUUAA